Sphenostylis stenocarpa is the source of this 1470-nucleotide messenger RNA. Lineage: Eukaryota; Viridiplantae; Streptophyta; Magnoliopsida; Fabales; Fabaceae. The record is from the annotation of a GenBank genome assembly.
AUGAAAUUCCGUUAUUCGAUCCUGCUUCUGCCAAUCCUCCUCGCAGUCUUGGCGGUGGUUUCAGUCGCGGAGACCACUCCCUCCGCCUACGACCGCGUGUUGUUUCCUGACCGGCGGUGCCAGAGGAUGGUGUCGGAGAACAGCACACGGCGCGGCCCGACGGCGGCGGCAGAGGCGGAGGCGGAGUGUGAGGUGUGGAGCGAGGCGUGUUCGAAGGCGGUGCUGAGCUUGGCGCGGCGGUUGGAGAUGGCGGAGUGGCUGAGAGGGAUUCGGCGGAAGAUCCACGCGAAUCCUGAGUUGGCGUUUGAGGAAAUCGAGACGAGUCGUUUGGUGAGAGAGGAGUUGGAUCUGUUGGAAGUUAGUUAUCGGUACCCUCUCGCGAAGACCGGUAUUCGAGCCUGGAUCGGCACCGGUGGUCCGCCUUUUGUUGCCAUCAGAGCUGACAUGGACGCACUUCCCAUCCAGGUUUCCUACUUCUCCCUCUCUUCCUUCCACCAUCCACUACUUUUUAUUCUUCCAAUUUCUCCUUAUGAAGCUGUGGAGUGGGAGCACAAGUCUAAAGUUGCCGGCAAAAUGCAUGCUUGUGGGCACGACGCACAUGUGGCUAUGCUUAUUGGCGCUGCCAAGAUCUUGAAAACUCGAGAGCAUUUAUUAAAGGGAACUGUAAUUUUGAUAUUCCAGCCAGCAGAGGAAGCUGGUAAUGGAGCAAAACGAAUGAUGCAAGAUGGGGCUUUAGAGGAUGUGGAGGCAAUCUUUGCAGUUCAUGUAUCCCAUGAACAUCCCACUGGUAUAAUUGGGUCGCGGCCUGGACCUCUCCUUGCUGGUUGUGGGUUUUUCAGAGCUGUCAUUAGUGGCAAAAAGGGUUUUGCCGCCAAUCCUCAUCGUUCUGUUGAUCCAGUUUUGGCUGCUUCAGCUUCUGUUAUCAGCCUACAGGGUAUUGUUUCCCGCGAAUCAAAUCCUCUAGAUUCUCAGGUUGUAUCUGUAACUUUGCUUAAUGGAGGCAACAAUCUUGACAUGAUACCAGACACGGUGGUCCUCGGUGGGACUUUCAGAGCUUUCUCUAACACCAGCUUUUACCAGCUACGGGAAAGAAUAGAACAGGUUAUUGUUGAACAAGCAAGUGUGUAUAGAUGUUCAGCAGAAGUUGACUUCUUUGAAAACGAGUACACUAUUUAUCCUCCCACAGUGAAUGAUGAUCGAAUGUAUGAGCAUGUGAAGAAGGUGUCCAUAGAUUUGCUGGGUCAGAAGAAUUUCAGGGUAGUUCCACCUAUGAUGGGUGCUGAAGAUUUCUCUUUCUACUCCGAGGUGGUUCCCUCAGCUUUCUUCUACAUAGGGAUAAAGAAUGAAACACUAGGGUCUACUCAUACGGGACACUCCCCAUAUUUCAUGAUUGAUGAAGACGUUCUACCAAUAGGUGCUGCUGCUCAUGCUACCAUUGCAGAGAGGUACCUCAUUGAACAUGGCUCAUGA